CACAUAAUGAUGUCAGCGUGCUACCGCCAGUAAUUUCCCGGCCUUAGCGCCUUCCUCCCGCCACUUCAUCCCCUGGCCUGGCGCGUCACGAAGAAAGCUACCUACCUUAGGUACCUAACCUUACUAGCCAGUGUCGAAUUGAUUAACGGAAUUUAACCUCAGUUACCUACCAUAGACCCUUUUCGCAGACCUCAACCUCAAAAUCACCAACAUUUGUAGAACGUUGACUCCAAAGCCUCAUCUGCCUCUUAGUGGAGGAAACGGAUCUCCUUAUCCAACAUUCCUUUUUUUCCAGUCCAAGUGACGCUUUUUGAGUAUGCACCGUUUCCAUAGUUCAACAUUUCCAUUCCGUAGCCGCAUCUUCAUAGCCGAUCGAUCGAAACGAUAUCCACGAUGCCUGGCGGACUAGAAGCAUCACGUUGGGCCUCAGCCCCAAGCAAUUAUCGCAUCAACAAACCACAAGGUAGCCGCCGUCGCUCCGCGCGAACUUCGUCGACUCUAUCACUAUCAACCCCCUCAACCAAAUCAGCCUCUCAAUCCGAUAACUUCCUUACCCAAGACAGCUUAUCCGACGGCCCACCCCCGCCCGAAUACGAGUUAUCUCGAUUCCUCAAGAUUGUCGCUCGUCUCAAUUGGAAAAUGCCGUUCCUUAAGGAGGGAUAUCGCAUAGCUAUAGAUCAUACCGGCAAACCACCCUCUCAAAUCGAAGCUCACGAGAUUCAAUUUAAGCUGGACUUCCAUGAAUUCUACAUGCUCAUUGAGCGAGCCCUGGUCCGCCUGAUGGGCAUAUUUGGAAUCGUCGUGAAGAAUCAAGGCGCUACAAUCAACGGCGUUUUCACGCUAUACGGCAGCUCAGGGGGCGGUCAGCACCAAUACCAUGCAAACGUUCUUAGGGCGCUUGAAGACUCGAAAAACCCCCUCAGUGUCAUAUUUGGGGCUGCCGAAGUCCGGAAGCAGCUCUUGCAAGCUAAAGAUCUCCGCAACCGCUGGAAGAACAUUGACGAGGCAGACUCAACAUCGCUUCCACCCGCGCCGCUCUCGACCUAUAACCUCGAGCUUAUUGUGCAGACUAUUCUUUUGGCGAUCGAACGCGCACACACUUUCACCGUCAACUAUGUUGUUGAGCGCGAAGGCAAACCCAUGAACACUCCAAGCGGUACCAUCGGGGAGAAAGACUGGGAGUUUAUGGUGGAUGCGAUGGAUUGGGAAGCCGUUUGAUUUACCUUACUUCUAGGCAUAUUGAUGCAUUGGCGUAGCAAUCCAUUAUUUGGAUUCCUCUCUUGUUUCUUUCAAGUAUAGUCUUAGGCAGUUUGACUGCGUCAGUUUUUGGUAGGGGGCCAUUGGCGUUUAGGUUGACGAUAUGAUUACGGCAUGAUACCCGGACCUAUAGGAUAAGGUAUCCUUUUGGCUCAACUGUUACUUGAACACUAGCAUCUGGUUUGCGUUACCUUCAGUUCAACUGUUACUUGAACACUUGAACACUUGAACACUGAACCUACAUGUAACAAUUCAGAAUCAUCUUUACUUAUAAUAACUAACCAUAAGAGUUAGUCAAACCCC
Molecule: messenger RNA, 1560 nt
Organism: Daldinia decipiens
Lineage: Eukaryota; Fungi; Ascomycota; Sordariomycetes; Xylariales; Hypoxylaceae
Exons: 1
Coding region: 394-1218 (274 amino acids)
Source: RefSeq, a predicted model, not a curated record